UAUGCGAGCACUUUUCUGCCUGGACAGCCGGGCGCCAUUUUGUUCGCCUGUGGAGCCGAGAAGGGAAAUCCUGUCCAGGAGCGUCGACCACUCUACAUGCACCAAACCGGACAUACUUAAUUCCAGUCGGUAUAAACUGGUAAUUGUGAACGCUUUAUUUGAAGUAAUUGAACAUUGUAUUUAUUCAUUCAUUGACUUAUUUUAGGUAACGUUAAGUGUAGUAGUCGUGCUAAAGUUAACAACAUGCUAACGUUACCCGAAGUUAUCAACAUGCUAUUCGAAAGUCAUAGAACACUGUUAUUUUAACGUACACAGCUUUCAGGCUUAAUAAUAUACAAAUAAUUUGUUCUUUAAACGUUUCUUGUCUCAGUGUUUUUCAUCUGACAACCUUCAUUGUUAAAUAAGUCAGACCAAACACUACAAUAACGCCUAGCGUGACGAAUGAAGAAGAAAAAAUCUUGUGAACAGUGGAUUUAAUUCCAAAUGUAAUUUAGUAACUUUACGUCGUAAUCGAACUUUUGAAAAACUAAAUGGAAACAAAAGCGUUUUUCAAUAAUUCGAAUCACAAUUGUUUUUGCUGUCCUUUCGCUUUGGGUUAUUUCUAAGCGUGUAGAUUAAGUAAUAAUAUAUAUUUUUCAUCUGUAAAAAUGUUUCUAAAAUAUUUGAGAUUUAAAAAUGCAGAUUUUGUAAACUGCACCCUAAAUUUACAGGUGCGGACGCAAAAUCUGCGAAAUAUUUAUUCAGAUAAUACCAAUUUUAAAACUUGAUAAAUAUGGUUUAUCAUGCUCAAAAGAAACCAAGAACCAAAAUUUGUUAAAAUACUAAACUGUCUACACAAUCUCAGGUUGUUUGUUAUGUACUAUCACCUAUUGUUGUGUCCAAUCACAUGGUAUAUAAAUCUAAAAACAUGUCCUGUCUCCCUUGAAAAUAUUUUCCAUGUAUUAAAAUAUAUUGUGUUCCUUAUUCAAAUAACCGUUUGUUCAGCACAUGGGGAGUGUUUUUGUCUCUUUUUUGAAAUGUAGGUUAUGCAAGAUCUUGUCCUUCAUUCCAGAGGAUAACUGGAUUUGGAUAAUGAUUUAGCUUCCCUGAAGAUUGCUGCUUUUUUAAUCUCACCAUUGGUUUUUGUUUUUCCUCUAUUGGGCUUUUUUUUUACAUAGUUCCAGUCUACCCCCCUUUAAAAUUUCCUCACGCCUUCAAGAGACAUAGAAGAGAUCCCUUCUUUUUGUUUUUUCUUUCCAACAUCUCCAAGAUAUCCAGUCCCAUGUUUUGCCCUCGGCUCUCCUUUUUUGACAACAUCUUGCUUGAGGAUUUUUAAACUCCCCCAAACCCCCUCACCACUCAAUUAUCAACAAUAUUGGAGAGAAGAAAAAAAAACCGGACAUUUUCCACCACCUGCCAAUUUUAACACAGCAGUCUGAUGGGAACAAGUCGCUAAAAGAGAGGCAAAAGUUGCCCCAUCUCCCCCUGUUCAGUCUUUACUCAUCAGUCAAGUGUUCCUUCAGGAUACAGACAGUGCGGAGCGACCCUUCAAGAAGCACUUGAGAUCACCAGGGAACGUCUCAGCCACUGCAGGGAGAUUCACGUGGACCCUGUCGCAGGCGUCCAGGACGAGAUCGCAGCAUCACUGAAGAGCUCCUGACCUAGAAGACUACAAACUUGUGCCAGAAUGACCAUGCAAGGAGAUGACUGCUACUUCUACUAUUAUUCCACCUGUACUAAGGGUGACAGCUGCCCUUUUCGACACUGCGAGGCUGCCAUGGGUAGCGAGACGGUCUGCACCCUUUGGCAAGAGCAAAGGUGCUUCCGUAACAUCUGCAAGUUUCGCCAUAUGGAAAUAAAGAAAAACCGCAAAAAAAUUGCAUGCUAUUGGGAGAACCAGUCAGCUGGCUGCCAGAAACCUCACUGUGCUUUCCAUCAUGAGAAGCCACGCGUCAUCGAUGGGAAUUAUUUUGCCCCAGACAAAGGGCAAGUAGUGCGAAAGGAGAAGGAAGAGACCCCAUAUGAGGAUCAAGUCAACCAAGUCUCUGUGCCCACUGCAAACCCCACUAACCCGCAGUUAAGAGGGGUCAUUAGAACUGAGACCCAAGAGAAUGUCCCCAGCCCUACCCAUCCACCAGUGGUUAUCAACCCUGUGGAUGACGAUGAUGAAGAUGAUCAAUUCUCAGAGGAAGGAGAUGAAUCUCUUGGAGGAUCACCCUGGAAAAUGAUCACAGGCAAAAGGCAGUCCACCAUGCAAAGCCCAGCCCAAAACAAAGGAACUGCUACUGAAAAGGAAAACAUUCAAUCUCUCUCACGUCUGGAAGUUAACAAUUCCAGCAUCGAUUCAUCUGUUAAUGAAAUUGGAAGAAGAAAAAUUACAGACAGACUUGGGGAAAGAAUUUUGAAAAGAGAUGCUUCUGUGGAGGAAGACCUACCAUUGAAACGACGCCUUGCUGAACGUCUCGGUGGAAUUGUUGAAUCUUCCACAGACGUGCUACCACAGAAAGCUCAGAAACCAGUGCGUGAAAGACUUGGAUUGACUGCCGCGCCACCUAGCACUGACAGCGAGCCAAAAUCAUCUGGAGAUAUCCAUAUAAAAACUCUGGAGGAGAUUAGGCAAGAGAAGGCAGCCAGAAACCUCAACAUGAGUGAAGUUGUGCCUGUUGUGAAAGAAAUGCCGGCAAAGAAGCUGAGCACAUCCAAGAAAAGUGUCAGACCCGUUGGCGGACUUCAGGUUAAGACCUUUUCUGAAAUCCUGCACGAAAAGAAAAAAAUUCAGGAGAAAAAAGCCCAGGAAGUGAAUACAACAGCCAAAAGCCCAGAGAGGAACGAAGGACCUUCCACUGCCGGAGCUGCAGUCAAGGCUCCUGUGACAGCUGGGGAGGUACGUGUAAAAAUGCUGGAGGAGAUGCGCAGGGAAAAGACAGCCCGGAUGCAGGCACAGCUUCAUGAGCCCACAGACGAUAAAACCCAAACCUCAACUGAAGCAGAGGCAAGUGGACCUCCAAAGAGGCGCAUUCUACGCAUUAAUAAAAGCUCACCAACUGCAUACACUGUGGAUCAGACAAAACCAGAUGCGCCUGAUAAGAAACUAGAACCUGCUGCAGAAACAAAUGGAAAAGGCAAACCCUCCAGUGAGACUGUUAAAGUGAAAACGUUUGAGGAGAUCAUGCGAGAGAAGAGACUCCGCAAGCUACAAGAGGAGCAAGUCACCUCCACCACCCAGAAGGAUGCAGGACUGUCUGCACCUGCUGCCUCACUGCCAGCCUCUGAACCCUCUGGCCAGCCCCAAACCACAGUGAGACAGCGGAUCGCCCUCAAGCACAAGAGCUCUCCACUCCCUGCUGCUGUAGUGCCCCAGAAAAGCUCCCCCGAGCUCUCUGGAGACAGGUCUCCAUCGAACACACCAAAGCCAUCAACCUCUCCUGUGAUCGCUAUCCAGCUGGCUGAGGGAAAUAUUCAAACAGAGACCAAGGUGAAGCCCAAGGUGAAUGUAAAGCCGUCAGUAGUGAGGCCAGCAGCCCAGCCUACCCAAAAGAGGAAAGCUGCAAAAAUUUGUUCUGCUGUUGCUGAAGUGAAACCUCUUAACACUGCCUGUCAAACACCUUCCUCGCUGGUUAUUCCCAACAAGCGCCUUAAGGUGGCGUCACCAGCCUCUCAAGAUGUUCAGUCCGACACUCAGCGGGUGCCUUCCAACAAAAAGGAUAUUCAAAUGGUGCCUAUGAGCUGCGUUGAACCAGCCAGUACUACAUCACCUGAAAUUGUUGCGGUCCCCCAAAGCCCUGUGAUCAAAACACCCAGCAUGCAGCGCUCUCGGCGGUCCAGCACCACUUCUGGUCGUACUCCUGCUGUUACCAGUUCAACAGUGGAUGACUUUGAAGAACUGUUAGGUGAAUUUACUGAUGACCGGCUUGAGGAUGACUUGGAAUUGGAUUCGGGCAAGGGAGAGGACGACCUUCUUUUAGAACUCUCAGAGAUGAUUGACAGUUAGACAUGAGUGACGUCACCCUUUACUUACAAAAACACUGCCACUAUGAAUUUGAAAGGACUGUGACAUCAUUUAACCCACAGCAUUUUAAAUUGAGGCGUAUAUUUUCAAACUCUUAAUAGAUCUGUUUUAAUGUUCCUGUUUACAUUUUUUUUUUUUUUCAUGUCAAUGUAAAUAUGAUUUCUUUCUCAAAUAGUGCUUGAGAAACACCAGUUGUGGUGUCCAGGUUUUGUCCUCUUGUUUUAUUUUAGUUGACUUAAAGCUGUCAAAAAAGGGAAAAAUCUUAUUUAGCUGUUGCAGGUAUUAACAAGCCAUUAUAAGACAGCCUCGGGUAUAAUGAUUGUGUUGGAAGUUGUGUUAUAUCACUAUCACUCAUUAUGUAUUACAGAGACAGGAAGUUUUCAGUUGUGUACUGUGUAUGCUGAAAAAUGGCUUUUUAUUAGAGAGGCACAUCAAGGCCACACCUUUCUUAGUCUUCAUUUUGAGUCACGUGUAUUUAUGAUCCAUUAAAUGUUCUUUUGCCGUCAUUAUCAACAUUGUUUUAAUAGGUCAUUUCGCUCACCUUUGAUUUAGUAUAGACAAAAUAUUUUAUGGUAUUAUGGUUUAACGGUCUGGCAGAUAGCUGAAGGGCAUGGUUUUCCUUUUUCAUUUCUGCAUAAUUUCUGUCACAUAUUUUAUGCUAAAAGAAAUUUCCUUGGGAACCAUCUACACCUUUUCAGCUUGAGAAAUUAAUAUCAAAUAAUUUUAGCAGGGAAGUUCCUUCUCAGACUUCUGAAUGAAACCCUUAAAUAUGAAGCAGUGCUCUCAGGGACAAUACUUCAGCUUUGCUUACCUGUAUAUUUUGUGUUUUCUUUGGAAAUGUCCUGCCCACCCGUGUCUUCUCAUCUUUGUUUUUAUUGACCUUAACUAAGUGACCUCAUGCAUUGAGGGCAUGUAAUGUGAAAUUGUUUGUGCUGCAGCGCUGCCUGCACUUGUUGCACCUCUUCAAAAUCUUUGUAAAUAAAAUGUCUUUAUGAGAAAA
This is a messenger RNA of Sinocyclocheilus anshuiensis, 4988 nucleotides long. Its product is annotated as zinc finger CCCH domain-containing protein 11A-like. Lineage: Eukaryota; Metazoa; Chordata; Actinopteri; Cypriniformes; Cyprinidae. Gene Ontology annotation, molecular function: metal ion binding. The transcript is spliced from 15 exons. Bases 1667 to 3970 code for a protein of 767 amino acids. The record is from RefSeq and is a predicted model, not a curated record. Gene Ontology annotation, biological process: poly(A)+ mRNA export from nucleus.